GAUCCACAUUCCAGGGUUAUUCUGAAGACUAAGAAAUCAAAUGACCCGCUCAGCAGUUACAUUAACGCCAACUACAUACGAGGCUAUCUUGGAGAUGAGAAGGCCUUCAUUGCCACUCAGGGUCCAAUGAUCAACACGGUGAAUGACUUCUGGCAAAUGGCUUGGCAAGAGGACUGCCCUGUCAUUGUCAUGAUUACUAAAUUGAAAGAGAAAAAUGAAAAAUGUGUUCUGUACUGGCCUGAGAAGAGGGGGAUCUAUGGGAAAGUGGAGGUCUUCGUUAAUAAUGUUAAAGAAUGUGACCACUAUAUAAUCCGCUCCCUUAUACUAAAGAAUGGAGGCCAGAGUCGUAAAGUGCAGCACUACUGGUAUACCUCAUGGCCGGACCAAAAGACCCCAGAGAGUGCUGGACCCCUGCUGCAGUUAGUCAACGAUGUUGAGCAGGACAGGAGGGGCUUUACAUCCUGUGGGCCGAUUAUUGUACACUGCAGUGCUGGAAUUGGUCGGACAGGGUGUUUCAUGGCUACAACAAUUGGUUGUCGUCAGUUGGAGCUGGAGGGAGUUGUGGAUGUGCUGGGAAUUGUGUGCCAACUUAGGACAGACAGGGGUGGUAUGAUCCAGACCGAGGAACAAUAUGAAUUUGUGCACCAUGCCUUGAGUCUCUAUGAAAGCCGCCUUCCUGCAGAGCCUGGACAAUGAAUUUGAACUCCUAGAGGAGCUUCAGUUUUCUCACCGAGAGAUCUGCUAUUGCUAUGAAGUUUCUAAAUCAAGAGAGAAGGCGCCAGAUCGUGUUCGUGAAGAAGGAUUUUUGUGCUUGUCAAGGCAAGGGUUGCACACAUCUGAUGUUGUCUGGAAGCCGGUGUUGUCGGCAAAUGUAUUAGUUGUCAUAACUUUUCAAUAGCCUCUGUCAUGCUUUUCAAGGCUGUCAAAUGGUUUUGCCACUAGUGUUAAAGUGUAUCAGUGUCAUUGUACAAGAUAUAGUUCCACUAAAUAAUGCACAAUAUACACAGCAUAAAGACUAUCAGUUUUCCUUCAUUUUUUUCCCUGAUUAUAGGUUUUAAAACCGUGGGCAUUUUAAAAAUUACUUAUUAUACUAAUUAUUGUCUUUAUGCUGCAGAAUAAAUGAGGUAUUAAUAUUCUGUGUAUAAUAGUAUGAUCGUGUUUUAUCAAAAUACUUUUUUUUUUCAUUUUUGUACCAAUUUAUUAACAGUUUAAGAGCAUAUUCUUAUGCUGAUGCAGAACACAAUUUUGAAAUAUUCUGUUUCCUGUUCCUGCUGCAUAAUCUACAUCUGCAAGUUCAAAGUCUGAAUUGAUUUUUAUGAGAGAGAAAGACUAUGACUCAACAUUUAUAUUGCAUUGUCAUCACUGUAAUGCACAACAACAAACCAACAGCAAAACAGCAAAUGGCUCUUAUGAGUGGGUUCUUUUAAAUAACAAACAAAUAUGGAAUUCAGGAUUUUUCGGUUUACAGACAGUCUAUUAAUCAGUCUAGAGACUCACUAAAUCUGUCACCGAUUGCGGAACCAAAAUUAUUAAGUGGAUUAAAAUGUAAUUAAAAAAAAUCUUAUUAUUAGGGAAAAGAAUCAUAAUAAAAUUAAUAAAUAUAUAUAAAGAAAUAACAACAACAAAAGAAAAUACAUUUGAGGAAAUUAUGUAAUUAUAUAAUAUAGCUAAAUUUUAGGAGAUUGUAUUUGUAUCUAGUGGUAAUAUUAUUCUAGUGACUUAUUAAAUAUUAGUGUUUGAAUAUUUCCCCCCAAAUGCAUACAUUUGUUGUGUAAUGUAUUCCGGGACCACAUGCGUUUUGCUGCUAAUACUGCAAUUGUUAAUGGCUUUAGGAAUUAAUUAUGUUGUAUGAGAGUGAAUAUUUUUUAAAACAUUUAUUUUCUAUUGUAUUUAUUAUAAUACAAAUUAUUGUUAUUAUAACCUGAUACUUUUAUAAACUAUGGUUAUUGUCAUUGUGCACUGUUACGCAAUAUAUUUUCCACUAUGUGGGCUUAAUGUUAGGCAGUCAGUGACUUUUUCCUAUUUAUCCUUUAUGAAGAUGAAUGUGAAUACUCUCAAUAAUAAACAAUCCAUCAUAACCACAAUUACAGUAUUAUAAUCUGCACAUAUGGAUGCCUCAGACAGUAAGGGUUGCAGUAUAAGCAACCCAAACUGAUGAUCUGAGCUGUUUUAUAUGAAUCUUUGGUGGUGGUAGAAUUAAUUAGUCUCGUAUAAUGGGAUGUAUAUUAUAAAUGCAUAACUUGGUCCCGAUAAUCCUUUAGAAGUUAUUCGUCAGUGCUAUACUACUAUACUUUCCACUUAUAGUGUGUUUGGUCCUAUAACAAUAUUCAACCCUCACCUAAAGCCAUAAUAUCUCAUGUUUACAUUUUUGGCACUGCAAGUUUUGAUUUAUAUAUGUUAAAAUAUGCUUAUUCUGUUAAGUGUUUUUGUAAAUAAAUAAGUGAAACUGCCGAGUCAGAAAGCAUAGAGAAACUAUGAUAAUGAUAUGACUACUGCCAAUAAAUUAACCCUGUUAUCAUGUCUGGAUCAGGGUUUUGUUCCUUA
Pimephales promelas (fathead minnow) is the source of this 2544-nucleotide messenger RNA. The record is from RefSeq and is a predicted model, not a curated record. Lineage: Eukaryota; Metazoa; Chordata; Actinopteri; Cypriniformes; Leuciscidae.